Klebsormidium nitens is the source of this 1162-nucleotide messenger RNA. The record is from the annotation of a GenBank genome assembly. NCBI's taxonomy places the organism in Eukaryota, Viridiplantae, Streptophyta, Klebsormidiophyceae, Klebsormidiales, Klebsormidiaceae.
GAUUGAUCGAGUUUAACUUGGACAGAUGACUCAACCGCCAUGGCAACAAUGGUGGCCACAUUGCUGCAACAGACGUCCCCUCCGAAUCUGCGCUGGUCAGUGUCCUCACAAUGUCUGCAGCUCUGUUUGAGGGGCAGGGGCCCCCAUUCGAAGCCGCCACGAAGGGGGACCAGCAGUUUUUUGCAUCCUUGACGUCUUCUGAGCUCAGCAAAGUAUGCAGAAGCAGAGACGACGAUGAACGCACUGUGCUACAUUGUGCAGCAGCAGGAGGGCAUGCAAACUUGAUAAACCUGUUUGUUAGCGCCGGCGGGGCCGAUGUGUCGGUGUCCGACGAAGACGGCUGGACGCCGCUCAUCUCGGCGGCCAGCAGCGGGCACGACGCUGUGGUCGAUCUGCUGCUGAAUUUGGGGGCAGCAGUCGACGCCACAAACUCGAGUGGGAGGACAGCUCUGCAUUACGCAGCGAGCAAGGGGCGGGAUGGAGUUGUCGCCGCGCUCCUGCGGAAAGGCGCAAGCGCAGCAGCCAAAGACUCGUUGGGUGCUACCCCUCUCCACCGGGCCGCGGGAGCGGGACAGCUGGCGGCUGCGGAGGUGCUGAUACGCGAUGGCAAAGCGAAGGUGAACGUGCGGGACAAGCACGGCGAGACGCCGCUCUUCCUGGCCGCAGCGUCGGGCCACCAAGAGGUAGCGUUCCUCCUUCUUCGGCAUGGCGCCCGGCUUGACAUCCAAAAUAACGACGAGAAAACGGCGGUCGAUGUUGUGGGGGACGAGGACUUUAAGGAAAAGCUACAAGCUGCGCUGCAAUCACAAGAGGAGCCUGCAGCUAUGGAGGUGGGCUAGUCUCAUCCCGCUGUAAACAGUGUCGUUACCAGACUAGGUGCCUAGAGUCAGAUCAAGGAUUCAGCCGGGUAAAGCAAGACAGCUGCCAAGACCAUUGUACAAAGAAUGUACGUGACACACCUAAGAUCCGACAAUUUCACCAGUACACGGGCAGAGUAUGAGUAACAAUAUACAAACAUCGGUAGGGGUCGCUUAUUGAAAACUUAGGUUGACCCAAUGGUCCACACGGAGCGGCUUCUGUACGUUGCAAAAGCGAAGCCGAAUCCGAUGAUUGCUUGCGUAUCGCUUUCAAUCUUGCAAGCGCCUCGCGCUUCCCUUCAGAU